AUGAGCAGUGCAUUUAAGCAGCAGAAGCUGCCCUCGUGGUCACCGAUCCUAACGGUGGGCACAGUUUUGCCCACAUUUUUCCUCAUCGGUGUUGCAUUCAUUCCCAUUGGAAUCGGUUUAUUAGUCUCUUCUAAUCAGGUACAAGAGUUUGAAUUGAAUUACACGGCGUGUAAGCAAUUUGCGAACGGAACCGAUGGGCCCAAGAAGUGCUCGGAAGUGAUCGCAAAUCACCCGGAAAUUGAGUGCAAAUGUCGCGUCAAUUUCACUUUGGAAGAGAAUUUCCGGCGAGAAGUAUACCUUUACUACGGUUUGACUAAUUUCUACCAAAACCACAGACGAUAUGUUAAGUCGAGAGACGAUCGGCAACUGUUAGGCGAGAUUAAAGGGUCGACUGAAUGCCAGCCCUUUCAUAAGAGAGACGGCAAAUGGAUCGCUCCGUGCGGUGCCAUCGCUAACAGUCUUUUCAACGACACAUUUCUUGUGCAACGGCUGACAGACAACGGAUUCAAAACAAUACCCAUAAUGGAAACGGGUAUCGCGUGGGCCACAGACGUGAACGCAAAGUUCAGAAAUCCAAAGUUACCCGAAGGAGAGAAGAACCUGUCGAAGGCGUUUGAGGGCACUGUAGAGCCGCCGAAUUGGCAAAACCCUGUGUGGAGAUUGGCUGGUAAUGACAACGACCAGAACAAUGGCUAUCAAAAUGAACGGUUCAUAGUAUGGAUGCGAACGGCAGCGUUGCCCACAUUUCGCAAAAUCUUUGGUCGUUUCCGUCAUGAGAUCAAUGAAGAGAACGCUGACUAUCAUUCCUAUUUACCCAAAGGCCGUUAUCAGCUCAUUGUCACAUAUGCGUUUCCGGUGGCGGACUUUAAAGGGACCAAACGUUUCAUUAUUUCCAAUACUUCAUGGCUCGGAGGAAAGAAUCCGUUCAUUGGUGUCAUGUAUAUCAUUGUUGGCUGUUACGAGUGAAAUAUUAAACGUAACGCAGAGAACGCCAUACAUUGGUUAACAUUCAUGGAUAGUCAUCGAUAGUCAUACUCUAAUAUGAAUUAUACAGAAUAUUUAAAGCACUAUUUUUUAUUAUUAAUUUAUUGUUAAGUUUUAACUAUUGUUAUAAUAAUCUCAAUACUAUAUGAUUAGUCCUCAAAGUCAUGCUAUCAUCGCAUUCCACACUUUGGUCUUUAACUGCUGUGAUUUGCCUUCAAUUUCUAUACAAUCUUAUUCUGAAUUAAACAUUUUUUUAUUAUUUUCAUUUUUACUAUAAUUAACCUUGCUUAAAAAUGCCAUUUGUAUUAAGCGUACGAAUCGAUAGCACAACCAAAUAGUGAAUUCUGUGAAAUAACACUUCAUAGAAAAGUUAUACAAAAUAAUGUUUUUAUGCCAUUAUUUUGCAGUAAAUAAUAGAUGAAGUGAUCGACAAGUGAUCGACAUUUUAGGUGAAAAGAAUAAACCCUUCAAUGCCUUUAUAAUGGGUUUCUAUUCCUAAAUAAACGGAUUCUCGAGUCACCAAAUAGUGAGAAAUAUCAAUAAUAUUCACAUAUUUGUAACUAUUGUCAAACUAGAUUCUAUACAUUCAAAACAAUAUUCUCAUAUUCUGUUCAUUUAUGCCCAUUUGUAGUGAUUUUAUUUGUAAAUUUUGCAAAACAUGAAUAAAAUGAAUAUAUUUCUCCACUAA
Medioppia subpectinata is the source of this 1672-nucleotide messenger RNA. Lineage: Eukaryota; Metazoa; Arthropoda; Arachnida; Sarcoptiformes; Oppiidae. The record is from the annotation of a GenBank genome assembly.